Molecule: messenger RNA, 1144 nt
Organism: Anopheles moucheti
Lineage: Eukaryota; Metazoa; Arthropoda; Insecta; Diptera; Culicidae
Exons: 2
Coding region: 150-683 (177 amino acids)
Source: RefSeq, a predicted model, not a curated record
GGUGGGUUUUGAGCGACAAAUUUUCUUGGUGGCCAUAAAAACGAGAAACACGCACAAUUUAGUUAACCUUGAAACAAAACACGACCAAAGAACGGUGCAACAUUGUUAACCACUUCCGCUUGCAGCGUGAAUAGUUACAGUAGCUAGCGAUGGAUUUCGUGCCGUUCGUGCUCACUGCUGGUAUUAUCUUUUUCCUCCUGUAUUGGAUGGUGAAAUGUUGCUGCACAAGGCGCACUAGUCAGGGUGCGGUGAUAGCAACACCCAUUGUGAUAACUUCGGAAGUUCAUCAUGUUACACCGGGACCUACCCAAGCCGUACCGGCUGGUGCGAUCAUUCAGGGACAUUCGACUGGAACAUCCGCGUAUCCGGUAUCGCAGACCGGCUUUCCAGCUCUGCCUGUGCAGCAACAUUCGGCACCCUUUCCCGCACAACCGUACAUGCAACACUACCCACUGCAACAGUCAGGUGCACCGUCAGUACCAGCGCCGGAACAUGUCAGUGCUGGUCCUGUACAAUUUCCGGCACUUCCUCCGCAGUUUGAGUAUACUGCCCCACCAACGGCAUCCGCACCUCCGGCCGGUCCUGUGGUUGGUGCUGCGAUGGUUAACCCACCGAGUUACGAUCAGGUGGUGUCAGAGGCAUACCCUGUCCAGGCCCCGUACAAUCCAAACUUCAAAGGUUAACAGAACGACUUACAACCCUUUCGAAAUGCAACUUAAAAUCAGGUUAAGGGCGGAACGGGAAAUGAAAACACCUUAAGACGAAUGGAAUCCUGCCGUCGUGCCAGCGACUUCCAGUUCUUCCCUGGAAUGCAUUAGACUGUACCGUGUAAGUAACUAUUAAGACGGCACUUCCAGUAGCAGUGCAUGAUGUUAUUGCAUCACAAUCCGUGGACGUGUCAUGGAGUAGAAUACUCGUAAACUAGAUUCGUUAGCGAAUGCGAAGAUUUAUUAAAUGUUUAAGCUUAAAGUCAGUUUAUGAUGAGAUCGAUUAAUAUGAAAAAUAUAUACAAUUAAAGUUGAAUUCUUACUCGUUUGCUAAUGUACUGGAAAAGAAAAACGUAUUAUAACAGUUGUAUUGUUCCAUUUAGGCGUUUCCAUGCCUGUCGAUAAUUUGCAUGCCACUACGGACAAUUGUGAUCGAU